CUGGGGAAGGAAUUUGCCGACGUACCCGGAACUGUUUCCAAGGUUUCCUCGGGUUCUGGCGGAGGUACUGCUGCCGGUCCUGGGAGCCGAGGCAACGGAGAAUUUUCCCAGGCUCGCGCGAGCGCCCCCUUCACCCACGGAUUCAGGGACCCAGCAAUAGCGAUGGCUCCGGUGUCUGGCUCCCGCAGCCCGGAGUGGGAGGCCUCGAGCUCCGGGGGGAAGCGUCGCAGUUCUUCGAAGAGCCCUAAGCCUAGCAAAUCCUCUCGCUCCCCGCGCGGCCGCCGCUCUCGCUCGCGCUCUUGCUCUCGGUCCGGGGACCGGAAUGGCCUCAGCCAUCAGCUGACUGGCUCCAGCCAAGGCUCCCGAAACCAGUCCUACCGUUCGCGCUCGCGAUCACGCUCUCGAGAGCGGCCCUCCGCACCGCGCGGCGCCCCUUUCGCUUCUGCCUCCUCGUCUGCCUAUUAUGGCGGCUACUCACGCCCCUACGGGAGCGACAAGCCGUGGCCUAGCCUCCUGGACAAGGAGAGGGAGGAGAGCUUGCGGCAGAAGAGACUAAGUGAGAGAGAGAGGAUUGGAGAAUUGGGAGCUCCUGAAGUGUGGGGACUUUCUCCAAAGAAUCCAGAACCAGACUCUGAUGAACACACACCAGUAGAGGAUGAAGAGCCAAAGAAAAGCACCAGUUCAGCUUCUACUUCAGAAGAAGAAAAGAAGAAGAAGAAGAAGUCUAGUCAUUCAAAAGAAAGAUCCAAGAAAAGGAGGAAGAAAAAAUCAUCUAAAAGAAAACACAAGAAGUAUUCUGAUGAUAGUGACAGCGACUCUGAUUCUGACACAGACUCCAGUGAUGAAGAUACAAAAAGGAGAACAAAGAAAGCCAAGAAAAAGGAAAAGAAGAAGAAACACAGAUCGAAGAAAUAUAAGAAAAAGAAGUCUAAGAAGAACAGAAAAGAUUCCAGUGACUCAAGUUCUAAAGAGUCCCAAGAAGAGUUUCUGGAGAAUCCUUGGAAGGAUCGAUCAAAGCCUGAAGAACCCUCAGAUUUGAUUGGCCCGGAGGCUCCCAAAACACUUGCCUCUCAAGAUGAUAAACCUCUGAACUAUGGCCAUGCUCUGUUACCCGGUGAAGGUGCAGCUAUGGCUGAAUAUGUAAAAGCUGGAAAACGUAUCCCACGAAGAGGUGAAAUUGGCUUGACAAGUGAAGAAAUUGCAUCAUUUGAAUGUUCAGGUUAUGUAAUGAGUGGUAGCAGGCAUCGCCGAAUGGAAGCUGUGCGUCUGCGAAAAGAGAACCAGAUCUAUAGUGCUGAUGAGAAGAGAGCCCUUGCAUCCUUUAACCAAGAAGAGAGACGAAAGAGAGAAAACAAGAUCCUGGCCAGUUUUCGAGAGAUGGUAUACAGAAAAACUAAAGGGAAAGAGGACAAAUAAGGAUUUUCUGAUUGUCCAUCAGACAUUUUUAACAACGAAAAAGAAAGUUUGGGUUCCAUAUAUACACACAAAAAAAGAUUAUGAUCUGAAAAAGCUUUACAGUGCUACUGUGCCUUCUAUUUAAUUCUUUCAGUCCUAUAAAAAAAGCUGCGUAUUGAUAUAACUUUAGCAAGCUCUUUGGGUUAUUUUGGAUUAACCAAAACAACUUUCUGGUUUAAAAAUCCAAAUUAUGAGUGAAAUUCUACUGUGUUGGGGGAGGAGGCAUUGAGAGAAAGUGCUGGUGAAAUGAGGAACUGAACUCUUACAUUAUGGGACAGUGCUGCCACGAGUUCUACAUGAUGCCCACCCCAGCUGAACUUGUGGAAGUUAUCAUUCCUCUAUGUUGAAUGUCAUAAAGGGACUUGAUAGAAACAUACAGGAGGCCACUUUUGUUAACAGAAAGAAGGCAUGGCUGAAAAAAAGCAAAUUUAGAAUUUGAAGAUUGACUUAUUACAAUGUGUUGUCUGCUCUGGAAAUAAUGUAUUUCGAUUUUAGUCCCUACCUCCACCCCCAGACCAACCAACAGACCAAACAGCAAACUAACCCACAGACUUACUGAACUGAAAAUGUGAACAUUAAGUUUAAAAUUCUUAACAGGUUACUUAAGAAUGGCUCUUUCAAAUAUAAAAUAUUGGGAAGUCUAUUGUGUAAAUGUAAGUACAUUAUUUCCAUCUGAACUGUGUUUAGAUCAUUAUUUGAACACUGUAAAUGAAUAGGAAUCAAUAAUAAUCAGGAGUUUAAUAAGGAAAAAUAUAAUGAAUCAUUGCUUUAACUUCAUUAUGUCAUAAGGAUGAAGAUAAUGUGAUAUUAAAAUUUUUUUAUGUCUGUACUUCAUGUAAAUGCAGAUUUCAUUUUAAACAUUCUUAAACUUUUCAGUUUCUCUUUUACAUCUGUCAUUCAGGUUAACUUCUCACUUUAUCACUUUUUUAUGGCUACUGUUGACUUUUGACUUUGGGAAAAAUGAAAAAUUCUGGGACUAUGAGAUCAUGAUCUUUUUCUUCCCUCCUUUUGUUCAAGUUUAGUUGUUAAGACAUAGGAGGGAAGUGGGAAGGGGAUAGUAGAAGUUUUGGCUGUUUUUGUUAAGGUUGUUUUGAACUGCAUUAUUAUGUGCCUAAGAUAAGUAUAAAUUAUCUGAAUGAUGGGGAAUUUCAGACUCUGCUGUUAUAAAAUGCCCUCUCUCUUUAUAAGCUAACUUCCCAGAUGACUCAGAUGGUAAAGAGUCUGCCUGCAAUGCAGAAGACCUGGGUCAGGAAGAUCUUCUGGAGAAGGGAAUGGCAAUCCACUCCAGUAUUAUAAUAGUUGAAAGUUUUUUUUUUUUAAGUUUUAAAACAAAACAGUGAAAGUAUACUUGAUAUACUUUAUUAAAGUAUAGAUAAAAAACUUACUACUUAACAUAUAUUCUAGGAAAAUGUCUACCUUUAACCCACAAUUAAUGAACUAAACAGCCAGUUGGCAUGUGGCAACAUUUAUGAUGCCUGAAUUUGAAGUGAUUGUGAUUUAUCAUCAUUGUUGCCUAGCCUAAUCUAUUAUUUCCAAAAGUUGAAACUAGGUCCCAAAUUUGUGAGUCAUAAUCUGUCCAUUUCCCUGUGUAAUAAAACAUAAAUUUUUAUUUCCCAUUUAAAAAUUUUAUUCUCAGGAAUUCCCCAGUAGUCCAGUGGUGAGGACUCCAUGCUUUCACUGCCAAGGGCCCAACUGCAGUCCUUUGUCAGGGAACUGAGAUGCCACAAACUGCAAAAGGGGGACACAUUUUUAAAAAAUUUUGUUCUCUAAGAACAUUAGUUUUUGUUACUAGUUCCUAGAGACUGAAUGGGGUUGUUCUCUGAUUUUCAUUCAGUAGGCAAGGUAGUUUAAAUGCAACAGUUGUUAAAAACUUUUUAUUUUGUAUUGGACUAUAGCUGAUUAACAAUGUCAUGAUAGUUUCUGGUGGACAGCAAAGGGGCUCAGCCAUAAAUAAACAUGUAUUCAUUCUUCCCCAAAUUCUCCUCCCAUCCAGCCUGCCACAUAACAUUGAGCAGAGUUCCCUGUGCUGUACAGUAGUCCUUGUUGGUUACCCAUUAUGAAAUAUAGCAGUGUAUAUGUGUCAAUUCCAAACUCCCUAACCCUUACCCCCAUCCUUCCCCCUAAAUGUAACAAUUUUGUGAUAUGUGAAUAUUAUGAAUAUCCAUUGGAUUCUCCUGUAUCCUCCACAGAGUAGAUACUCAAUAAAUGCUUAUUGAGUAA
Messenger RNA from Capra hircus (goat), 3675 nucleotides. RefSeq names its product NFKB activating protein (gene NKAP). The coding region runs from base 163 to 1416 and encodes 417 amino acids. The transcript is spliced from 9 exons. NCBI's taxonomy places the organism in Eukaryota, Metazoa, Chordata, Mammalia, Artiodactyla, Bovidae. Gene Ontology annotation, biological process: negative regulation of DNA-templated transcription. Gene Ontology annotation, cellular component: nucleus. Gene Ontology annotation, molecular function: chromatin binding. The record is from RefSeq and is a predicted model, not a curated record.